Haliotis rubra (blacklip abalone) is the source of this 322-nucleotide messenger RNA. RefSeq names its product proprotein convertase subtilisin/kexin type 6-like. The record is from RefSeq and is a predicted model, not a curated record. The transcript is spliced from 4 exons. NCBI's taxonomy places the organism in Eukaryota, Metazoa, Mollusca, Gastropoda, Lepetellida, Haliotidae. Bases 37 to 285 code for a protein of 82 amino acids.
UGUAAAGACUCAUUCUGUGACAAGCUUCCAGCGAUAAUGGCGAAGUUACUGCUUUUCGUAGUUUUGGCUGCGCUCACCAUUGCUGUCAUCACAGGGGUGAGGUUCGGUGACAGUUGUCCCCCGAACUGCCGUGAGACCCAGUGCUCUUUUAUGGGAUGUCUGGACUGUGACCUGGGCUUCUGCCAUUAUUCCGGGGAAGGAACCGGUAAAUUCACGUGCGUCAAGAAGUGCCCUGCAGGAAUGUACUGUGAAAGUACCCAUCGCCUUUGUGUUAACGAUGAGUGAGGCAAACACCGGGUGUCAGAUUCAAGGCAAGCCGAAG